Messenger RNA from Uloborus diversus, 1038 nucleotides. Its product is annotated as fibrillin-1-like. Gene Ontology annotation, molecular function: calcium ion binding. The transcript has 9 exons. The record is from RefSeq and is a predicted model, not a curated record. NCBI's taxonomy places the organism in Eukaryota, Metazoa, Arthropoda, Arachnida, Araneae, Uloboridae. The coding region runs from base 1 to 1038 and encodes 345 amino acids.
AUGGCGAAGGGUUUCAUCAAGGCCGACCAAACCCAAGGUCGCAGACGAAGAAUUGCUGGAGAUCUUGUUAGAUCUAAAUCUAUGCAGACUUAUGCACAGUAUAAGCCUAGUUGGCCGAGCCCUUGGCUACAACGGGAGGUGUUUGUGCUCAACUUAGAAGACGGAUUUUUUGGUUGUCAAGUUAAUGAGUCACUAGAUAUUCUACAGCUUUUCGAGCUUUCAAAGCUUUGUGAUGGCGUACCACAGUGCUUUCUUGGUUCUGACGAAGUUGCCAAUGAACUUAAAUGCGUGGACAGAAAUCACUGCAACCCGAAGAUAACUCGCUGCAUCAACGGGGUAUGUCUGGAUGAUCUCUGUUACUGCAACGAUGGUUUCGGCGGGAAAGGAUGUGAAAUGCCAGACGAGAACGAGUGCAAGUAUCGACCUUGUGACGUGUUCGCCCACUGCACCAACACCAUGGGCAGCUUCUACUGUUCCUGUUUUCCCGGUUAUGAAGGAGACGGAUUUGAGUGUCAUGAUAUUAAUGAAUGCGAAAUUCCUUCGCUGGCGGCCAUUUGUGUUGAGAAUGCAGAGUGUUGCAAUUUGCCUGGACACUACGUCUGCAAAUGUGCUCCGGGAUAUACUGGAAAUGCUACCGUCUCUUGCACAGAUAUUGAUGAAUGCCUGGAUCCUGAUGCAUGUGGGCAGGGAGCUCAAUGCCAAAACAUCCCUGGAAGCUACAAGUGUUUCUGUCCUUUGGGUUAUGACGGAGAUCCUUUCAGAGAAUGUUAUGACUUGGAUGAAUGUCGGCGUAAUCCUUGCGGCUCUGGUUCACAAUGUACUAACACCAAAGGUGGAUACACAUGCAGCUGUCCUCGAGGAUUCCAAGGCAACCCAACACCAGAAGCUGGUUGCGUAGACAUUGACGAGUGCUGGGGGCCCAAGCCACCAUGCGGAAAAGGAGCUCAAUGUGUCAACACCAAUGGAGGAUAUUACUGUCAGUGUCCUGAAGGAUAUACUGGAAACCCAACCGUUGGAUGUUCUGGUAAGAACAGCUAA